AUGAAAAAGCCUUAUAGCACACCACAGACAUCCCAGGGUCCCUCUUGCUACCAGUGUGGAGGACCCCAUCUGAAGAGGAACUGUCCUCAACUGGCAGGCGGAGUAGGAGGGCCAGGCGACCGUUGCAAGUGCUUUAUAUGCGACAAACCGGGACACUUCGCUAACAAUUGCCCAGAAAAGAAGAGUCCUGGUGCGAAGAAACUAGCAGCAUCGCCAGCAGAGAGAGCUAGAGCAGCUGGUCGGGUCUUUGCAUUGACCUUGAUGGAGGCUACUAAAUCAGGUCAAGUGGCUACCAGUUUAGUCUGCGUUGGGUGUUCAAUGGAAGUGGCAGGUCGCAGAUUCAAUGUGAACUUGAGGGCGAUAAACAAUGUAGAAGUCGGAGCCACCUUCUUUAUGAUAGUGGCUCAUGCAGAGAAGAAUAGCACCGCCGAGAAGAUCAGUGUGAUUCCAGUAGUGGAGGAGUAUGCUGAUGUGUUUCCAGAUGAAUUACCAGAGUUGCCACUGAGUAGGGAUGUGGAUUUCACCAUCGAUCUUAUCCUUGGAGCUGGCCUAGUGUCCAUGGCGCCCUAUAGAAUGGUCGUAGCGGAGUUAGCUGAAAUGAAAAAGCAAAUAGAAGAUUUUCUUGAGAAGAAGUUCAUAUGGCCGAGCGCAUCACCUUGGGGAGCACUGGUACUACUAGUAAAGAAAAAGGAUGGUAGUUCGAGGUUUUGCGUUGAUUAUCGUCAAUUCAAUAAGCUGACCAUAAAGAAUAAGUAUCCACUGCCGAGGAUAGAUGAUCUGUUGGAUCAGCUAAGGGGAGCCGUAGUGUUCUCUAAGAUUGACUUGAGAAUAUUUCGACAGUACUUGGAUCAGUUUGUGGUCGUGUUUAUUAUCGACAUACUGAUAUACUCGGAGAGUCGGGAUGAACACGCCGAGCACCUGAGAGUGGUGCUUAGAAUUCUCAUAGAGCAUAAUUUAUAUGGGAAGCUGUCAAAGUGUGAGUUUUGGCUGGAAGAGAGGCGUUUUGUGGAAGGAUUCUCCAAGAUGGUGAGUCCAUUGACUCAACUCACUAGGAAGGACCAGCCGUUUUCUUGGACAAACGAGUGUGAAGUCUGUUUGGAGGACAUGAAGCGGAGAUUAACCACUGCACUUGAGAAACGGCCUAUUGCUUAUGCAUCUCGUCAGUUGAAGGUACAUGAGAAAAACUAUCCUAUACACGACUUGGAAUUAGCAGCGGUGGUUUUUGCUCUAAAAACAUGGAGGCACUACUUGUAUGGGACACAAUUUCAGAAGGAAUUGAAUAUGAGGCAGAGGAGCUGGAUGGAAUAUAUGAAGGAUUACGACUUUGAGCUGUUAUACCACCCUGGUAAGGCUAAUGUCGUAGCAAACGCUCUAAGCAGGAAGAAAGCUCAUGUGUCGGCCAUGAUGAUUAAAGAGUUGGAAUUGAUCGAGAAGCUGCGAGAUAUGAAUCUGGGAUUAGAUAUGGAGGCAGGUCCUAUACGGUGGAAGAUGUUGAGGAUCACUAAUGAGUUUCUAGAUGAGGUUCGGGUAGAACAGGGUAAGGAUCAGGAACUGCAGCAUGUCAUUAGUGAGUUGGGCACAAAGAAGAGAAAGGACUUCAUGAUGGGUAGAGAGAGGGUGUAUGUACCCAGCAGUCGGACUACUGAGAAAGUAAGGGUAAUACAGGAUCGGAUGCGUGCAACUCAGAGUUGGCAGAAAUCCUACGCAGAUAAGAGGAGGAGGCCACUUGAGUUUGAGGCUGGUGACCACGUGUUCCUCAGGGUUACACCUACAGUAAGUAUUGGGAGAGCAUUGAAGUCGAGAAAGUUGACUCCUCGAUUCAUCGGUCCAUAUCAGAUUACGAGGAAGUACGUGGCGGAUCCUACUCAUGUGUUGGACCAAGAUGAUGUACAUGUGCAUGAGAAUCUAACUUUGGGGGUUGGACUAGUGAGAAUUCUGGAUUCUCAAGUCAAACAACUUAGAGGGAAGGAGAUUCGGACUGUGAAGGUCCUCUGGGACGACGCAACCCAGGAGAUGACAUGGGAGAUGGAGGACCUCAUGAGGAAGUCUUAUCCUCACCUUUUUGCUGACUCAAAACCCUGCAAGUCUCACCCAAGCGGGUCCACCUCGCCUAAGCGAGAGUUGCAGAGUCUCACUUUGGGUUCUAGUUCGUGGUUCUCGCCUAGGCGACCAGGAAAAGGGUUGAGCGACAUGGUCUCUCCCUCAGGCAAGAGGCACUCGCCUAACCGAGGUCGCGAGGAAACUUGGGAGUUUUUAUCUCUCAAGUAUUCAGCUACAUGUCGGGAGGACAUGACCGCACAAAGUCUGAGCUUUGAAAUCCACUUCCAUCCUUGA
Vigna unguiculata (cowpea) is the source of this 2334-nucleotide messenger RNA. RefSeq lists its product as uncharacterized. Gene Ontology annotation, molecular function: zinc ion binding; nucleic acid binding. The record is from RefSeq and is a predicted model, not a curated record. NCBI's taxonomy places the organism in Eukaryota, Viridiplantae, Streptophyta, Magnoliopsida, Fabales, Fabaceae.